This is a messenger RNA of Aphanomyces astaci, 4345 nucleotides long. RefSeq lists its product as hypothetical. The transcript has a single exon. Lineage: Eukaryota; Oomycota; Saprolegniomycetes; Saprolegniales; Verrucalvaceae. Gene Ontology annotation, cellular component: membrane. The coding region runs from base 69 to 4274 and encodes 1401 amino acids. The record is from RefSeq and is a predicted model, not a curated record. Gene Ontology annotation, molecular function: ABC-type transporter activity; ATP hydrolysis activity; ATP binding.
CCAACAGGCGUGGCCAUGGAAACCACAUCAGAUGGUGGUCAUGUGGGAGUGCGCACUGGAUAUCGGUGAUGAUACUGUCCGAGACAAGUCGGCGACCUCAUUACGCAACUUCUCCACCGGCACCAUCUUGGUCAGGAAGUAUGCCGACAUCAUCGCGCCAAGAUGGGCUCGACACUGAGCACUUGAACCAGUCAAGUGGCGUCGGGUGGACGUACCAAGAGGCGCUAUCCCCGACCCCGUCGCUCGAUGCCGAGGAUGACAUCUUCCUCAAGAGCGGCAUCACGCCGGAAAUGAUCCUCCAAAGCCAGCGCAACGAUGUAUCGAUGCAACAUAUCUACUCGACGGUGUUCACAAAGGAAAACAUCCAAAAGCUUGGAUUCCGCAACCUCAUCAAGCAGAUUCGAUCCAAACUUGGCAAGACGACCCAAGUACCCACGUGUGAGAUCCGCGUCAAGAACGUCGACUACACGGCACCCAACUCGAUCUCGGACUCGCAGAUCGAAACGCUAGCCUCUGCCUUCCGCCUCCCUUCUUGGGUUGGCUCGCAAAAGCAAGACACUAAGUACAUCCUCAAGAACGUGAACGCGAUCUUCAAGCCAGGCACCAUGACCCUGGUCCUGGGUCCACCCGGGUGCGGCAAGACCACCCUGCUCAAGCACUUAGCUGGUAUUUUGCACGUCAAGGGUAACGAACAAGUCAGCGGAUCCGUCACGUACAACGGAUGCAAGCCCAGCCAGAUCGACCUGAGCUCUCUAGCUGCGUACGUCCAGCAAAGCGACAACCACUACCCCACGCUCACGGUCAAGGAAACGUUCGAGUUCUCCCACAAGUGCCUCGUGGGGACAGUGGACCCGAACGACCCGCUCGCGGUGAACGAGCAGCACAUGGUGGACAUCCUCAUCUCGGUGUUUGGGCUGUCCGAGUGCGCCGACACGAUCAUCGGGGACGACAUGAUCCGAGGGGUGAGUGGAGGCCAGAAGCGCCGCGUGACCGUGGGGGAGAUGAUGACUGGUCGAGCCACGACGCUGCUCCUGGACGAGUUCUCCAAUGGCCUGGACGCGUCCACGACGUACGACAUCGCCAAGGCCGUGCGGACGAUGGCCGAAGUGCUCGAGAAGACGGUGGUCAUGACGAUGCUGCAGCCCCCUCCCGAAGUGUACGACCUCUUUGACAACAUCCUCGUUUUGGACAAGGGCGAGGUCGUGUACAACGGACCCCGCACGACCCUCCCGUCGUACUUUCGGUCCAUCGGGUACGAGUGCCCGCCUCGUAAAGACGUGGCCGACUUUCUCCAGGAAGUCACGACCCACUUGGGGCCUCGGUACGCCACUUCUUGCGACCGCCUCAUCAAAAACAAGCGCCCCGCCACAUCGUCCGAGUUUGCCGCCCGAUUCCGCGAGAGCUCCGUGUUCCAAAACUUGAUGGCCGAGGUGUCACAGACCGAUAAGCACUCGUGGAACUUUGCCACGGCCACGAUGAGCUCCAAAGUCGCGCUCGGGUACACCGACUGCCUCAAGGUAGUGUUUGGCCGCACACUCAAGGCGUCGCUGCGGGACGGCCGGUUCAACCGGUCCCGCAUGAUCCAAGCGUUGGUGCUGGGCACCGUUGUCGGCACCGUCUUCUUGGAUAUCGGGCGCAAUGAAAUUGUCGAAAACGAAAAGAACUUUGUGCCCAUCAAGGUGGGGCUGCUGUACUUGGCAACGAUGUUUCAAGCAUUGGCCACCCUCUCGGCCAUCGAAUCGAUCAUCGCCCGCCGCUCCGUGCUCUACAAACAGUCGGCGUUUCACUUCUUUCACGUGUCUACGUACGCCAUCUCCGAGGCGAUUCUUGAGCUGCUGUGGACGAUCCCCCAAGUGCUGCUCUUCAGCACGCCCUUGUACUUUGCGGUCGGGCUUGCCAACUCAGCCAGUGGAUUCGUCACGUUUGCCGGGCUGUUGUACCUGUCAUCGACCAUCUACUCGCAGCUGUUCAAACUCAUCACGGCCGUCUCCCCCAACGCCGUCCUCGCCAAGGUGUAUGCGAUGCUCGUGUUGUUUCUGCACAUUGUCUUUUCAGGGUACAUCCUCCCCGAGUCCAAGAUCCCCACGGGGUGGAUCUGGCUCUACUGGUCCAACCCCAUGAGCUGGAUCCUCCGAGGGCUGUGCCAAAACGAGUUUUUGUCGCCCACUCCCGUCUACGAGGUCAAGGUCCCUGCCCAGCUCGGCAACGGCACCCAGGGCAAGUUCCGACUCGGGGAUAUUUCCCUAGACUUGUUUGGGAUGUCGACAAACCCAGAUUUCACCCCCGGCGCCGUGGGGGUCCUCGUCGGCAUCUACCUUGUCCUACUCGGGCUCACCACCCUCGCCUACACCCACGUCCGGAUCCGGAGCCGGUUCUCCACCACGUCGGCGGACGCCAAGGCCACGGACGCCGUGCCGCCGGAUGCGGUUGCGGUCGUAUUCAAGUCGAGUCGGGGCGGCGGCGUCAACAGCCUCCCGUUUGAGCCAGUAACUCUGAGCUUCCGCGACUUGUACUAUACGAUCGAACUGGGCAAAGGCAAGGACAAAACCACAAGGCAGUUGCUCAAGGGCAUCCACGGGUGCUUCCAGCCUGGAUCGCUCACGGCGUUGAUGGGGUCUACUGGGGCGGGGAAGACCACACUCAUGGACGUGAUUGCCGGCCGCAAAACUGCGGGGGUGAUCGAAGGCGACAUGUUUGUCAACGGGCAUGCCCUCGAACGACAUUCGUUCAACAGCGUGUCUGGCUACUGCGAGCAAAACGAUUUGCACGAAGAAACUGCGACCAUCCGAGAAGCAUUCCACUUCAGCGCCGCCCUUCGCCUGCCCAGCAACACGACUCAAGACCAGCGCCAGUCAUUUGUGGACGACAUUCUGGACGUGCUGGAGCUGACUCCGAGGGCCAACGCCCAGUACUUGACACUUAGCCAGGGCGAACGCAAGCGCGUGACCAUUGGCGUGGAGCUGCUGUCGAACCCGAGCAUUUUGUUUCUGGACGAACCCACGACAGGGCUCGACUCCCGCGCUGCGACCAUCGUCAUGGAGUGCAUCAAGCGCAUUGCCGAGUCGGGACGGACGGUCGUGUGUACGAUCCACCAGCCGUCGACAGUGUUGUUCGAGUUGUUCGACAAGCUGCUCCUGCUUAAGUCGGGCGGCGAGCUCGUCUACUUUGGGGACCUCGGCUCCAAGAGCAUCCACCUGCUCGAGUACUUUGCCAAUUUUGGCGGUUUGGAACCCAUGGCGUCUACGGAAAACCCUGCCACGUACAUGCUCAACUGCAUCGGAGCGGGCACUGGCGACGCCAAGAUCGACGUGGACUUUGCCGCUUCGUACAUUCAGAGCAAUUUGGGGCAAGCGAACGACGCGCUCGUGUCUCGAUACGCCGAACCGACGACCGGUUCAAAGCUCUCGUCCAAUCACAUGUCGAGGUUGUCGUUUGGGGCCCAAUUCAGCUUGUUAUUUGGUCGCCAGUGGACCACAUACUGGCGCAGUCCGAGUUAUAACAUUUCACGGGCGGUGCUGAUGGUGUUUAUGCCGUUGAUUUACGUGUCAUGCUUCUACGACAUGGAAGUGAAAACCAACAUGGACGUGCUCAAUCAGAUGGCGCUUGUGUUUAUGGCGGUGUCGAUGAUCUGCAUUGCUACCAUGUCGACGGCAAUCCCGUUCGUGGCGCGCAGUCGCAACGUGUUUUACCGGGAGAAGCUGUCGGCCAUGUACUCGCCCGCCGCGCACUCGCUAUCGCUGGCGGCCGUGGAGCUGAUCUACACGAUCGUGCUGUCGUCCAUGUUCUUCCACGGGUUCUACUGGCUCUGCGGGCUCAAUACCGACACGGAGGCGUGGGGGGUGUUCUGGGUUGGCCUAGCGUCUAGCUUGGUGCUGUGGUCUUACUUUGGCCACUUUCUCGUGUACUCACUGCCGACGAUGCAGAUAGCGGUGUUGCUGGCCGGGGGCCUCGCCUCGUUGCUGUUUGUGUUUUCGGGGUUUAUGAUUGACGGCGAGAACCUUGCCAAGGGGUGGCAGUGGCUGUACUGGAUCAGUCCGUUGCACUACACGCUCGAGACCGUCAUCAUGUCGCAGUUCAAGAGCCAAUUCGGACUCGUCGCCGACUUGGUCGUGGGCAAGCAUGUGCCCAUCAACCAGUACGUCGAAGGGUACUUUCACGGCGCGUUCUCAUAUGACAACAUCAACCGCAGCCUCGGCCUCCUCUGGGUCAUCAACGCCGUGCUGCAGGUGCUCAUUCUGCUCUGCAUGGCCAAGGUGAACCACAUGAAGCGGUAACAACAUGUGGGGACUACACGAUCAUACCUUCUAUUAAUAUACUACUCGUAAUAUUAUACCGUAUAUGCAUA